CCUUCCCCUCAUCUUCCCCACACAGCCUUCUCAAACUACAUCUUCUCUGUUUUCCUCUGCUUCAAAAAUGGCUUCCAUUGCCUCCACUCUCACCACCAAGCUCCAAAGGCCUUCCUUACUUCUUGACUCGUCUUUCAAUGGCACCCCUUUGGCCCCUCCUCCUUCUCUCCGCCUCAAAUCCACCACCACCACCACCGCCGCCACAUCUCUCUCCAUCUCCGCCUCUGCCUCUCAGCCCCCCUACGAUUUGAACCAAUUCAAAUUCAAUCCCAUCAAGGAAUCCAUCGUCUCCCGAGAGAUGACCCGUCGCUACAUGACUGACAUGAUUACCUACGCUGACACUGACGUGAUCAUCGUCGGCGCUGGCUCCGCCGGCCUCUCUUGCGCUUACGAGCUCAGCAAAAACCCAUCUAUUCGUAUCGCCAUCAUCGAACAAUCCGUCAGCCCCGGCGGCGGUGCAUGGCUCGGCGGCCAACUCUUCUCUGCUAUGGUGGUUCGGAAACCAGCCCAUUUGUUCUUGGACGAGGUGGGUGUGGAGUACGACGAGCAAGAAGACUACGUCGUGAUAAAGCACGCGGCUCUCUUCACGUCAACGAUCAUGAGCAAGCUCCUCGCCCGGCCGAACGUGAAGCUGUUCAAUGCGGUGGCGGCGGAGGAUUUGAUCGUUAAAGGCGGCAGAGUUGGCGGUGUCGUCACCAACUGGGCGUUGGUGUCGAUGAACCAUGACACACAGUCCUGCAUGGACCCCAAUGUGAUGGAGGCCAAGGUGGUUGUGAGUUCUUGUGGCCACGACGGACCCUUCGGCGCUACCGGAGUCAAGCGCCUCAAGAGCAUCGGCUUGAUCGAUAGUGUCCCUGGGAUGAAGGCGCUUGACAUGAACACUGCCGAGGAUGCCAUUGUUCGGUUCACCCGAGAGGUCGUUCCCGGCAUGAUUGUCACCGGCAUGGAGGUUGCCGAGAUCGAUGGAGCUCCAAGAAUGGGGCCGACGUUCGGGGCGAUGAUGAUAUCGGGGCAGAAGGCGGCACACUUGGCGCUGAAAUCGUUGGGGGAGGCGAAUGGCAUUGAGGAUGGAGAAGUGGGAGAAAGAAAGGUUGUGGAAGAACCAGAGCUGCUACUGGCGGCGGGGGAGUCGCCGGAGGUUGCAGAUGCUUGAAAUUUUUAAUGACGGCCGGAUGUUGAUUUGGAUGAAAUAUUUGCCUUUGGGUUUAUGAUGUUUGUUUGUUAGUAGUGAGUUAAGAGUGUGAUGAAAGGGGUUGUGUUUGGCUUUGUGGUUUCAUAGCACAAUGGGGUCUGGGGGAAGACAAAAUAUCAAUUCCCUUUUUCUCUCUUUUUUUUGUUUUACUUUUAUUUUGUUAAUAAAAAUGCCUUUCCAAACCAUCUCUUCCCCACAAAAA
This is a messenger RNA of Benincasa hispida (wax gourd), 1394 nucleotides long. RefSeq names its product thiazole biosynthetic enzyme, chloroplast (ARA6) (THI1) (THI4) (gene THI1). Gene Ontology annotation, biological process: thiamine biosynthetic process. NCBI's taxonomy places the organism in Eukaryota, Viridiplantae, Streptophyta, Magnoliopsida, Cucurbitales, Cucurbitaceae. The record is from RefSeq and is a predicted model, not a curated record.